GCACAAAACAUAACACGAGACUUGGGAAGGUGCGACACAAGCAAUCUUGGACGGAUAUAACACCUCUCUGGCUCCUUCCUUCGAACCUGGAUUUACUGGAUCCUCGCAUCAUCGAACGCUCCCACGAACAAUGGUAUCAACGCGACGAGCGCAGACGAGCGCGACACCUCCGACGACGCCGUCAGCCGAACGAACAGCCCAAGUGUCGGCAUCUGUGCCUGGAAGCAGCAAGAAGAUGAGCAAGGAACUGCGUCGCCUGACGAUUGAUGCCAACCCCAGUCUUGGAGGAGUCGCCUCGUCAUCGUCGGCAACGAGGAGAAGCCGGCGCAGCGGAAUGCGACAGGAACUAUUGCCCGAAACACAACAAGAUCAAGCGCCACACCAGCUACUGCCUGAAGGAGGAGUCCUGUUGACACCGUCGCCAUCCGAUUCGCCAAACUCUCCCCAUCUACGGCCGACCAAUGAGACGUCCAACACCGACGCCGUUCAUGAACGAGUGCCUUCUCCUGCCGUCAAACAAACACAAGCCCCUGCGCAGACCAGCAACCCUCAGGCCACUCCUUCGAUCAAGUCACCAGCUCUCACUACCAAGUCAGCCGGCAAACGCAAGAUUACCCAGUACUUCAGCGCCGUUCCUGCCCAGCUCAAAAGCAACAAGCGUCGCAAGAUUGACGACUCGAAUCUCGAUCCGCCAACUCUCCAAGACACCCAGAGUGUACCCGAACUUCCUGUCACGGCACCUGUGCCAAUCCCAACAGCUGCCAGUGCACCUGAGAUCAUACCUGAUGUUGUGGAAGAGCCGGAGCAAAAGGCUGAAGAGCACAAGGAUGAGCCAGUCGCAGAGAGGGUAGUGCAAGCGGUAGCAGAUACCCCAGAAGAGAAAGAGCCGGACAAGCCACGAGAAGCAGAGCAUGAACAAAACCACGCCACGGCUGAGGAGGACACUAUCAAGGCAGAGGUGAAGAGUGAAGCGGACGAGAAGAAGGCGGCAAAGCGAGAACGCGAGUUGAAGCGUCUACAAAUCGAUGCCAAACCUGCUCUGAUCGACAAACGUUCAAGAAGACAGACGACGCUUCCACUGGCUCGUGAAGUUCGCGACGUCAGUGAAGACACGCGACCUGUCAAACGUCAACGUCUCAGUCUCCCUGCUGUAGCUGGCCCUGCAACCGCACCCGAGCCAACACCCACUCCUGCAGAAGUGCCGGAACAGAUACUGGAAGAGGUUGCCGAAGAAAUCAAGGUCUCUGAGAAUGUUCCACCGAUCGAAGAGGUAUUGGCCACUGCUCCAGAACCCAACCCACCUGUUUUCCCUGCUGGCACGGAUCCCAAGCUGCUUGCAUCUGGCGAGGUGAACGAUAAAUGGCUCACGAAAUGGUUGGGUUACGUCGCCCAUAUCACUGGCGACGAUGAUACCUCCAGAAUCCUCACCGAGGAAGACGCCAAAGAACUCAUCAAACCCGAUCGCAGUGAAGAAAGCGAUCAAGAUCGACACAAGAGGAUCAGCACUGAACUUGACGUGGUGGCUGGCUGGGAUAGUGCUGUGAUUCCAGAAGAAGCCAUCCAGUCAAGUCCUGAAAUGCCUGAACCUGUCAAGCCUCCAAUUAAGAAGGCGAAGAAACAGAGAUUCAACCCGAAACCCAAGGGCCAGCCUUAUAUCCCAAAAGCCAAGAGGAAGGCCAUGGAAGCCAAGGAGGCAAAAGAGAAGAAGCUGGCGGCCGAGAAAACAGAGGAACAUGUUCAAGUCGCGCAACCUGUCGAGUCCACUUCCAAGGAGGUGGCAGCUUCUAACAUAGUCUCGAAGGCGGAGGAGGUUGUUUCCACGCCAGUUUUGAACAUUGAAAAGCCUGUGGCGAAACAAGUCGAGGCAGACUCCACUCCAGUUCUGAAGGAAAAGAAGCCGCCAGCAAAGAAAGAAGCCGAAGCUGCACCAACCGACUGGCUCACUGAUUUGAUGAACGCCACAGAAACCGUCAAGCCGGAGGAGGAACAACCCAAGAAGCCUAGGAAGACUUCCAAAGGAAAGGGAAAGGCCAAGGUCGUUUAAGAGAUGAUGAUCUCCUAUGUACUCAUCGGAUGGAUUGAAAGCAGAGGAGUCAAGGCAUUGUGGCAUGAGGCGUUGUAUUCUUACAUUUUUGCGUAAGCAUUGGCAUUCUCUUUUUCUUGAGCAGCGGCGUUUCUGGCGUGCUUUCAUAUCAUUGUUAUCUAGCAUUUCAAUACUUGAGCAUCUUUCAUCACUCAAUACGAUAAUAUUCGACAAUCCACUC
Molecule: messenger RNA, 2264 nt
Organism: Aureobasidium pullulans EXF-150
Lineage: Eukaryota; Fungi; Ascomycota; Dothideomycetes; Dothideales; Saccotheciaceae
Exons: 1
Coding region: 131-2044 (637 amino acids)
Source: RefSeq, a predicted model, not a curated record